Molecule: messenger RNA, 1445 nt
Organism: Cajanus cajan (pigeon pea)
Lineage: Eukaryota; Viridiplantae; Streptophyta; Magnoliopsida; Fabales; Fabaceae
Source: RefSeq, a predicted model, not a curated record
GAGGUUGAAGACUCUCCUCCUAGUUGCUCUUGGUUUCUUAUGCUUUGUCUUACCCGAAGUCUUCUUUGCUUUUCUAGGUAUUAUGGCUUCUUCUGGUGCUAACGUCCCUUCCUUCCGCCAAGUCCGAAAGGAACAUGCUAAGGCCGAGGCCACUGCUGCUACUGCUACUCCUUCACUUGGAGUUCACCCUGCUGAGCCUUUGGUGGAUGUAGUCCCUCCUCGGGUUGAGAAGAAGAAUCCUUCAAAAGACAAGGACAAGGGCCCUAAGCAUAGAACCACCGAACGCAUGGAAAUCGAGGCCGAGGCUGGAAUGAGAGCUAAGAAACAAAAGCAUUUGACCCCUUCCUUCAUCAGUCCAUGUACUUUGCCCCCUGCAUUGACUUCGAGUAGUUUUCUGAAUCCGACAAUCAACACACGUGAAGUCUUCGGCCAAGGGUUUAUUUCCCAGGAAGGUCGUAACUUUUUAUCUCAAGAGAACUUGUUGACAAAGUGGUCUCUCUUGUAUGAGUUGAUGGGUCGUUCUAUGGCAAUAGCUCAAACUCUCUUCAUGGAACCGAUCACUGAGAUGGAUAAGCUUUGUACCAGUUUGAAGAAUUCGGAAGUUGCCCUUACUUCGGCUCUCAGCAAAAAUAAAGAGCUUUCUGCCGAACUUGACAAGCUUAAGGCCGAGCGCACGAAACUGCAUGGCUUGGUAAGCAAUUUUCGAGAGAAGUUAGGUGAGGCCGAAGCUUCGAAGGCCAAAGUGGUGGGGGAGUUCGAGGGACAACUUGAAGAGGUGACUGCUCAAAGAGACAAAGCUAUUUCUGAUUAUGCGUCCUACAAAAAUGUUGUCGAGGAGAGGAUUUACAAUGAACAUGAAGAGGGCUUUAAUCAUGCCGUUCGGCAGGCCAUUCGUUUCCUUGAUGUUCCCUCGGACUUUCAAUUUGACCUUGGAAAAGAUUUUUACAAGGGAAACUUCAUGGAUUUGAACGAUAUUCCUGAUGAGGCUACUACUGAAGAUGCCAAUACUCCUCCUCCCUCCUCCCUAGUUGCCGAGGACAAUGUUGCUCCAGCCGAUGUUGAUCCUGAUGCUUAAAUUCUUACUUCUUGAUGUUUGUUUAUUUUUUGCAUUUCUAUGACCUUUGAAUUUUAUGUAAUCCGUUAGUGUGUUAUGAAUGAACAUCAAGUUUUGACGUUUCUUAUGCUCUUCUUACUCGUUUUAUCUCGUUUUAUCUCGUUUUGAUCUCGUGGUUUUGACUAUAUAUUACUGGGAAUAAUUAAUGGGAUGUUUACCAUAUUGCCAAGAAUACUCAUUGGUUAAUAACGAUUAGACGUGUUCUCGUUUUGAGUUUAUUAUCAAAAUAUUCGAUCGACAAAUUUUUGGUCAAGAAUUCCUAAUUAUUCCUGUAAGCCAUUUGAUAUGUAAAAUUUAACUUUUGAUUCCUUUGACCGAGGACAUAAAACGA